UCGUUAUUUUACAAACACAAAGAAAAUGAGAAGAGCAGAGUAGCGCCGCCAAAGCCACUUGCAAAGUGAAAACCUGAGAAUCAGCUUCCUUUACCGUCUUUAUCUCUGCAUUUUAAGUGAAGCUCUAAAAAUACCAACGCAACGUUUAGCUUACUCCACCGUCGUUUCUGGACUCAUAACACUAUGGCGUCCAUAAUAUUCACUGAUCCUUCUUCCGCUGCCGCCGUCCAUCGCCUCUCCUUUACCCGUUUCAGCAAUGGUCUCGUUUCCCUUCGCCGGUUUGUGGGUCCACUUCAUGUUUUCUCACAUACCCCUACCCUUCCUCGAGCCCUCUCUCUCCACGCUCCACGUUCUUCUCGUUUCAUUACUGCUUCAAUGGCUGCUGAGCCAUCCGCUAAGGUGAUCGAUGGGAAAUCAGUGGCAAAGCAAAUAAGAGAAGAAAUAAGUGCUGAAGUAACAAAGCUGAAGGAAGCAAUUGGAGUUGUUCCUGGAUUAGCCGUUGUUCUAGUUGGGGAUAGGAAGGACUCUGCUACUUAUGUGCGGAACAAGAAAAUAGCUUGUGAAUCUGUAGGGAUUAAGUCCUUUGAAGUAAAUUUACCUAAUGAUGCUUCUGAGCAAGAAGUUCUCAAGUAUAUCUCUGACUUCAAUGGUGAGCCUUUGGUUCAUGGCAUCCUUGUUCAAUUGCCUCUACCUUCUCAUAUGAAUGAGCAGAACAUUUUAAAUGCUGUUAUGAUUGAGAAAGAUGUGGAUGGCUUCCACCCAUUGAACAUUGGUCGUCUUGCCAUGCGAGGUAGAGAACCCAUGUUCGUUCCAUGUACCCCUAAAGGAUGCAUAGAACUAUUGCAUAGAUAUGGUGUUGAUAUUAAAGGAAAGAGGGCUGUUGUCAUUGGUCGGAGUAAUAUCGUUGGAAUGCCUGCAGCUCUGUUACUGCAAAGGGAAGAUGCUACUGUAACUAUUGUCCAUUCUAGAACCAAGAAUCCUGAGGAAAUUACAAGACAGGCAGAUAUCAUAAUAUCUGCUGUGGGGCAGCCAAAUAUGGUGAGAGGUAGCUGGAUAAAGCCAGGUGCUGUUAUUAUUGAUGUUGGAAUAAAUCCAGUUGAGGAUGCAAGUAGUCCUCGAGGAUAUCGGUUAGUUGGAGAUGUUUGUUAUGACGAGGCCUGCAAGAUUGCUGCAGCCAUUACUCCAGUUCCAGGGGGUGUAGGUCCUAUGACAAUAGCAAUGCUUCUCUCUAACACAGUCAGUUCAGCAAAGAGGGCAUAUAACUUCAAUUGAGAAUUUUAUCCAUUUGGCUCAAGUUGCACUUGUGGCAACUUGUCUAUGUUGCUGGUUAGACUCUCCCUUUGACUGCAUUUGAGUGCUCAAUUCACUAAACAAACUUGCUCGGCUAAUCCAUUACAAAUAAUACGCUUUAUACAAAUGUUAUCAUAGUGACAGUUCUGUUUUGCCAUAACGAAAUACAUUGAAUGAGUGUAGAUUCAAGGUUCUGAGACUGCCAUAAUGUUCAUAUGAAGCUUUUUCUCAAGUAGCAAUGUUAUAGACUUAGCUUUUCUGUGCUAAGCUUCCAACUAAACAUUGCUCCUUUGGAUAAAUACCGCGUCAAUUGUAACAAAGCUUAAUUUUGGCAACAAUCAAAAAGUCUAGUCUUGUUAGUUGUGAAACCACUAGUAUGCAUUUAUUUGUUUUUAUAAGAGGAUUUGAUCCUAAUUUGGUUUAAUCCUGUUUUUGUAUAUGCAAUGAUCGCCAAAAGCCGACUUGUUUCUCUUAGAUUAUAGUCAAAGAAUCGUGAUACAAUAGCGCUUUCAAUUGCAA
Molecule: messenger RNA, 1809 nt
Organism: Gossypium raimondii (Peruvian cotton)
Lineage: Eukaryota; Viridiplantae; Streptophyta; Magnoliopsida; Malvales; Malvaceae
Product: bifunctional protein FolD 4, chloroplastic
Exons: 5
Coding region: 184-1272 (362 amino acids)
Biological process (GO): tetrahydrofolate interconversion
Cellular component (GO): cytosol
Molecular function (GO): methylenetetrahydrofolate dehydrogenase (NADP+) activity; methenyltetrahydrofolate cyclohydrolase activity
Source: RefSeq, a predicted model, not a curated record